Messenger RNA from Clupea harengus (Atlantic herring), 522 nucleotides. Its product is annotated as caspase recruitment domain-containing protein 8-like. The transcript has 3 exons. Lineage: Eukaryota; Metazoa; Chordata; Actinopteri; Clupeiformes; Clupeidae. Bases 1 to 522 code for a protein of 173 amino acids. The record is from RefSeq and is a predicted model, not a curated record.
AUGGAGCGCUCUCAGAACAAAGUUCGCAGCCCCACUAUGGGGCAAUUGGACCCUCCGUUUGGGCGGACUUCUCAAGACUCCUCUACUGGUUCCACCAAUCAGAGAGUGAGUGGAGCAGGGACUGGCCUGCUAAUGGAGCGCUCUCAGAACAAAGUUCGCAGCCCCACUAUGGGACACUUGGACCCUCCGUUUGGGCGGACUUCUCAAGACUCCUCUACUGGUUCCACCAAUCAGAGAGUGAGUUCCCUGCCCCUGGCUUCUUCAGGAAAAGAUUUUUUCUUAAAGCACAAGGUGGCUCUGGAACAACGUCUUCCCUCUCUCAACCCCAUUCUAAGCAAAUUCCAGGAGAGGAAGGUUCUUAAUGACCAGGAGCGGGAGGAGGUGAUGAGCAAAAGCACCAGUGCGGAACGGAACUUGGUUCUGCUCACCAUGAUACAAAACAAAGGAGUCCCAGCCCAGCAAGUGUUCUACAAAGUUCUAAAAGAGGCUGACCCAUACCUGGUGAAGGAUCUGGAACGCUAA